Molecule: messenger RNA, 1329 nt
Organism: Dothidotthia symphoricarpi CBS 119687
Lineage: Eukaryota; Fungi; Ascomycota; Dothideomycetes; Pleosporales; Dothidotthiaceae
Product: zinc finger-containing protein
Exons: 1
Coding region: 256-1329 (357 amino acids)
Cellular component (GO): nucleus
Molecular function (GO): ubiquitin protein ligase activity
Source: RefSeq, a predicted model, not a curated record
GACGGAGAAACGCGUCCGACUACUCAACGACGCGCCGACUCGGAAUCGUUUUCGCCCAUUGAUUGUGCUGGAAGAGGAUUCCUGCGGAUAACAUAUAAUCUCGGCAUUGUUUUUGGGGUCGCGACUCCUGCACGUUACCUGCUCAACUCAACAUCUCACACAUCGACGGCUGGUAGACUGCAUCGCAUCAUUUACGACAACUAUCGACCCGCCAAACACGAGUGCCCCAUCCCAACACCCAAAGAAACGCCCACCAUGCCGCCACCCAAAUCCGUCUUCACCGCCCACGAGCGCAACGCCCUAAAAGACCGCUGGGGCUCCCAAGCAACCCGCCUAAACCGAGACUCGUUCCUCCCCUUCGGCUCCUGCCAGCUAUGCCUCCUACCCGCCGUAGACCCAGUAUGCUGUGCGCAAGGCGACCUUUUCUGCCGCGAAUGCGCCAUGACGAACCUGCUCGCCCAACGCAAAGAGAUGAAGCGACUGGAGAAAGCGCUCGAGCGGCAAAAAGCAGAAGACGAAGACCAGCGCCUGCGAGAAGAAGACGAAGCGCGACACCGAGCCGUCGAGGAGUUUGAAACAGUGCAGAUGGGACUGAGCGUCAAAGUCGGCGCGGGGAGUCGCGUGGUAGGGAGGCAAGACGGCAGGAUUCUAGUCGAGCAAGACACGGACGCGAAACCCGGGGAGGCCCGAGGCUCGAAGCGUAAAUUCGAAAUCGACGAGGAGGAGUUGAAGCGCAUAGCCGCCGAGGAACGCACAAAAGCGCGACGCACGCUCGACGAGGAGCGCAAGGCGGCAAAAGGCCAUCUACCCAGCUUCUGGGUCCCGGGCGAGACGCCCGAUCAACACCACAAGGGCGCCGAGAAGGCAAAAUCCACCCCGACCUGUCCGUCCAGCGACCACGACCACCCGCACACCCUGAGCCUGAAGACGCUAACGAGCGUCCAUUUCAACGAGGAGAAGUCCACAGAUACGUCCAAGACGGCGCGAACCUGCCCCAGCUGUCGCAAAUCGCUAUCCAAUAGCACGAAAGCAGUCAUCGCUAUUCCCUGUGGGCAUGUGCUGUGCAAACCCUGCGUGGAUAAGUUCUUGACGCCGGAACAUCGCCAUCAGAGACAUGCGCAUGAUGAUGGGCCGGAACCGGAGACUGUGCAUUGCUAUGUUUGUGAUGCGGAUUUGAGCCCCGCGGUGGAGAAAGAGGGUAGGAAGAAGAAGGGGGAGAAGGAGAGGGGGGUGAAGCCUGGGCUGGUGGAGAUCAGGAGUGAGGGGACGGGGUUUGCGGGCGGGGGCAAGGCGAUGGUUAAGAGGGAGGGUGUGGCGUUUUCGGUGUAG